Messenger RNA from Oppiella nova, 1083 nucleotides. Lineage: Eukaryota; Metazoa; Arthropoda; Arachnida; Sarcoptiformes; Oppiidae. The record is from the annotation of a GenBank genome assembly.
AUGGGACUCAACACCAGAUCAGAUACAGAAUCAGAUCAUAGCGCAGUUCCAGAAGCAGAUCAUAGCGAAGAUCCAGAAGCAGAUCAUAGCGCAGAUCCAGAUAUCAAAUUGUGUAAAGACAUGAAACUGGACGGUGCCUUCUCGGCCGAUGAUGGACUAGAUUACGUCUUCAGGGGUGACUAUUUCUGGAGGUUUGACACGGAUAUAGCGGCCAUCACUGAUGAGUUCGCACAGUCUUUCAUAGAAAGAUGGCCUCAAUUGCCCACUCCUAUCAACACCGGGUUUGUCAUCGAUGAAGAAAUCCAUAGAAAAUCUACUGUUUUCUUAAAUGGCAGGGAUUGGUUUUUAUACAAAGACAACAAACGGGUGUCGAGUGGGUCGACCCAAAACUGGCCUCAAUUUCCGUCCGAACCAAUUCAUACGGCAUUCACUUAUAUCAAUCAAACCAAACAACUGAAAGACACGACUGUUGUAUUGAUUUAUAGCCAAAGCAAAUACAUUAAAUAUAUAAUACAAGACAUCGAGCAGCCGGUGCUCGUGGAGAAAGGCAACACAACUAUCGUCAACUAUUUCCUCUAUUUCCUGAUCGAGGGCUCCGACCAUUUCAAGGAUAGGGCGACGAGACGUAUGCAGACUGUGUUUGACUUAAACACUCUCCGAGAUAUCGUGGGUGCGGUGGCCAAUCACAAACACCUCGUCCUAUUUGAUGGCUCUAUGUAUUGUACGGCUAAUAUCAGUGAAAAGGCACCCGGGUGUGUCAGUCAUAAUGUUACUGAAGACACGUUUAAAUGUCCCCGAAGUGCUCGCCCGACCACAACCACUACAACCAUAGCUGAGCCCUCAACUCAAAACACGUCUAAUGCACACCUGAUCCAAGUGUUUGACGAUAACUCGAGAAAACCCCAGAAGAAGAAAUCCCAGGCCAUUGCCAUUCAUGUGUUUGUAUAUUACUUGGCACUCGACUACAAGAGUAUACACAUCGAGGGGUUAGUUCCCAAGUAUUGGUUCCGUGGUUGUGAUUUAAUACUAUUGUGCGCCCAAUGUAUUGGCCCUCAGAUUGAGUCUCAUUUGGUGUUACAGUAA